Messenger RNA from Saccostrea echinata, 990 nucleotides. RefSeq names its product alpha-crystallin B chain-like. The transcript has a single exon. Gene Ontology annotation, molecular function: protein folding chaperone. Gene Ontology annotation, biological process: response to heat; protein refolding. NCBI's taxonomy places the organism in Eukaryota, Metazoa, Mollusca, Bivalvia, Ostreida, Ostreidae. Bases 53 to 781 code for a protein of 242 amino acids. The record is from RefSeq and is a predicted model, not a curated record.
CAGCUCGAGAGAGAAGAGAAGUACAAAGAAUUUCAGAAGAGAAAGAGGAACGAUGUCACUGUUACCUGUAUACUACGACUACAGCCCAUUCACACCAUACUAUGCAUCAGCAACGCCAAUCCGAAGCUUGCUGUCUAGCAUGCUAAAUGAUGAAUUGGGUUUGAUGCCACCUCAGGGUCAGCUAGCACCCCGCAGGAGAAAUGUGCCGUCAACAUGGAGGCAAACUUUCCACUUGGACAACUUUAGCCCCGAGGAAGUGAAAGUGAACGUCGAGGACGGAUUUGUAAGAGUCCAUGCACGACACGUCCGUGGGGAUGACCAAAACGGCGAGGUACGUGAAACAAAAAGAUGCAUUAAAAUUCCGGAUGGAGUUGACCAGAGCAAAGUUCACUGCAAAAUGAUGAAUGAUAAUACUUACUGCGUGGAGGCGCCCAUUCUAGCUAAUGACGACGAGGAGGAAAUGGAAGUUGAGGUCGAGAAUGUUCCAGCCAUUACAGACGGUAAGGAAAAAGAUAUGCAGUUAGUCGAGAGCAAUAAGAAACCAUUCGAGACCAAAGUAGAUCUGUCCGUGUUUGAGCCUGACCACAUCACCGUCAAACGACGUGGGAACGUUGUUUCCGUCGCCGCUGACCAUCAACGUGAGGAGGACGGCAUGAAAGUGUCUCGUUCAUUCCGACGCGAGUUCACCGUACCAGAGGGCGUGGACUACAAACAUAUCAAGUGUGUCCGAGAUCCCAAGGGCCAUUUGGCUGUUCUGGCCCCCAGAGCUGACAAAAAGUGAGUGCGUUUGUGUGGACUGUGCAAACGUUUGUGAACGUUAGAUAUUGACUUUAUAAAUGAUAUGUCGUUCCAUUACGAAUCUGCAUAAUGAUAAUCAUAUAAAUGUUCAUCAGAUAGAUGUCAUCUGGUCCCAAUUUGUGCCAUUUUGUACAGAUAACUGUUUUGUAUUUCUUUUUUUCCUUGUUAUAAUAAAUAUGUGAAACCAAGAAA